Diceros bicornis minor is the source of this 2027-nucleotide messenger RNA. It is a transcript of the gene IRX1, whose product is annotated as iroquois homeobox 1. The transcript is spliced from 4 exons. The record is from RefSeq and is a predicted model, not a curated record. Gene Ontology annotation, cellular component: nucleus. NCBI's taxonomy places the organism in Eukaryota, Metazoa, Chordata, Mammalia, Perissodactyla, Rhinocerotidae. Gene Ontology annotation, biological process: regulation of transcription by RNA polymerase II; cell development; neuron differentiation. The coding region runs from base 203 to 1645 and encodes 480 amino acids. Gene Ontology annotation, molecular function: RNA polymerase II cis-regulatory region sequence-specific DNA binding; DNA-binding transcription factor activity, RNA polymerase II-specific.
UCGCGGAUCCGGGCGCAGCUGGGAGCCGGGCGCCAGUGAGCACCGGGCCGAGGAGCAGCCACUGGCCCCCACCUCCGGGCCGGCCCGAGCGCGCCCGGCCCGCCGCCCGCUCCCCUCCCUGCGCCUCCCCCACCACCGCCUCCGCCUCCCUCCGCCGCCUCUUUAAUACUUGCCCGCCGCCGCCGCCGCCGAGUCCGCGGACAUGUCCUUCCCGCAGCUGGGCUACCCGCAGUACCUGAGCGCCGCGGGGCCCGGCGCCUACGGCGGUGAGCGCCCGGGAGUGCUGGCCGCGGCAGCGGCCGCCGCGGCCGCCGCCUCGUCGGGCCGCCCCGGGGCGGCGGAGCUGGGCGCGGGCGCGGGCGCGGCCGCCGUCACCUCGGUCCUGGGCAUGUACGCGGCGGCCGGACCGUAUGCGGGCGCGCCCAACUACAGCGCCUUCCUGCCCUACGCCGCCGACCUCAGCCUCUUCUCGCAGAUGGGCUCACAGUAUGAACUUAAGGACAACCCCGGAGUGCACCCUGCCACCUUCGCAGCCCACACGGCGCCGGCCUACUACCCCUACGGCCAGUUCCAGUACGGCGAUCCCGGGCGGCCCAAGAACGCCACGCGCGAGAGCACGAGCACGCUCAAGGCCUGGCUUAACGAGCACCGCAAGAACCCCUACCCCACCAAGGGCGAGAAGAUCAUGCUGGCCAUCAUUACCAAGAUGACCCUCACGCAGGUCUCCACCUGGUUCGCCAACGCGCGCCGGCGCCUCAAGAAGGAGAACAAGGUGACGUGGGGGGCGCGCAGCAAAGACCAGGACGACGGCGCCCUCUUCGGAAGCGACACCGAGGGCGACCCCGAGAAGACAGAGGACGACGAGGAGAUCGAUCUGGAGAGCAUUGACAUCGACAAGAUCGACGAGCACGACGGCGACCAGAGCAACGAGGACGACGAAGACAAGGCCGAGGCGCCGCGAGCGCCCGCCGGGCCCGCCGCCCUCGCCCGGGACCAAGGCUCACUGCUGGCGGCCGCCGACGCGCUCAAGCCCGAAGACUCGCCCCUGGGCCUGGCCAAGGAGGUCCCGGAGCCCGGCAGUACGCGUUUGCUGAGUCCUGGCGCCACGGCGGGCGGCCUGCAGGGCGCGCCGCACAGCAAGCCCAAGAUCUGGUCACUGGCCGAGACGGCCACGAGCCCCGACGGCGCGCCCAAGGCCUCGCCGCCGCCGCCCGCCGGCCAUCAGGGCGCGCACGGGUCCCCGGCGGGCGCGCCGCUGCAACACCCCGCCUUCCUGCCCAGCCACGGACUGUACACCUGCCACAUCGGCAAGUUUUCCAACUGGACCAACGGCGCUUUCCUCGCGCAGGGCUCGCUGCUCAACAUGCGCUCCUUCCUGGGCGUCAGCGCUCCCCAUGCCGCGCCCCACGGCCCGCACCUGCCCGCGCCUCCGCCACCGCAGCCGCCGGUCGCCGUUGCCGCGGCGGUGCUCCACGGAGACAAGGCCUCGGCCCGCAGCAGCCCCGCCCUCCCAGAGAGAGACCUCGUCCCCAGGCCGGACUCGCCGGCACAGCAGUUAAAGUCGCCCUUCCAGCCUGUGCGCGACAACUCCCUGGCCCCGCAGGAGGGAACGCCGCGGAUCCUAGCAGCCCUCUCGUCCGCCUGAUCCAGGGUCAUCUUUUACUUUUGCGGGGGGAGGGGGGAGGAGUUCGGGAGGGAGGGGAUGAGGGAGAAUAAGACAAAUAUUUUAGACUGGUGUAAAGGACAAAUAUGGCAACGACGUCAACGACUCCCAUCCAUCGCUUUCUGCAGAAAGGGGCUCGUCCCGGCUGAGCUCGCGUCCUGGCAGCCUGGCCUCAGCCCGCGGCUCAGCUCGGGUUGCUGUCACCGUAGUCCGGUGGAUUAUCGGUUCGGUAAAUGCCCCCACGUGCUUGUGUCUUUUUUUUUUUCUUUCUGUAUAUAGAGUGAUUUCAGAUUGUAAAUAGCGCGUCAGCGAACUUGUCUAAAUCAUAUAUUUUUGUCUAAUAAACUAAAUGAAAUGAUGCCCA